Molecule: messenger RNA, 1704 nt
Organism: Clupea harengus (Atlantic herring)
Lineage: Eukaryota; Metazoa; Chordata; Actinopteri; Clupeiformes; Clupeidae
Gene: glipr1a
Product: GLI pathogenesis related 1a
Cellular component (GO): extracellular region
Source: RefSeq, a predicted model, not a curated record
AGCGCAGUUCUGCCUUCACCAAGAAGUGAGGAAGUGGCACCAUGUUUGCUUCCUUCCUGAACCAGCAACCAAGAGAGCGGUGACAAGAAGUGUUAAUUCCGUAACAACGUAGCUCUCAAACAAUUACAGGCAGUAGUGAAAAUAGUGAAAUAGUGACAACAUAGUCAUAGGCAGCAAGAAGAGGAAGAAGCAAAGGAGCAAAAGGAGUUAUUUGAACCAUGGCUGGGAAGUGGGUGAGUGUGAUCUGGAUGAUGACGGUUCUGAAACUCCCUACCUUGGUGACGCCAGGGACAGGUCUACAACUGCCAGAAAUCACAAAUGAAAAGUUUAUAGACGAGUGUGUGAAAAGCCACAACCAGAAUCGAUCUAACGUGAAUCCACCAGCAGGCAACAUGCGCUACAUGACUUGGGAUGCAGCCUUGGCGAUAACAGCAAGAGCGUGGGCAAGACGAUGCGUCUUCUACCACAAUACUUACCUGAAGGAUGUGAAGAAGGUUCACCCCACCUUCACAUCUGUAGGGGAGAAUCUCUGGUCAGGAUAUCCACCUAAUAGCUUCUCUGUAGGGAAAGCCAUGCAGGGCUGGGUGAAUGAGGAGUUAAUACACUAUACUUACAAACAGGGCUGCAAAUCAGGCAAAGUCUGUGGCCACUACACACAGGUGGUGUGGGCCAACAGCUAUAAGGUUGGGUGUGCUGUUCAUCUUUGUCCUGAUGGAAUCGAAGGCUUCUCCAAAGGCCAUGCCAGUGCCCAUUUUCUGUGCAACUACUUCCCGGCGGGGAAUUUACCGGGUAGCAAUCCAUACGAGAGAGGAAGGGCGUGCAGCGGAUGUGCCGAGGACACAUGCCAGGACUCGCUCUGCCGUGACCAAACCCGAGACGCAGCCAAAAGUUAUAACUGGAGUCCGGAGUGGGAUCCAGAGAAGGCUACCUGCGGGGCUUUCUGCGUGGCGGUGCUCGUCCUGAGACCGGUAGCUCUCCUGCUCAUCCUCGCCUCCUCGUACAUCAUUAAGAUGCAAUAUCCAAGCAUGUAUGUCUACGAGUGACAUGUAAAGAACUGGCUGGGUGCUUUGGUUCUUCACGUCAGGCUCCCGAUCACCCUGACCUGGCUGAUGUAGUAAUAAGCAGCUAGCUUAAUGUUGUUCCUUUAUGUGUGCUUCUUUCACUAAUGUGAAAACUCGAUGGGAUGUAUGUCAGCAUAGAAAUUAAAAUGAAAUGGUAAUAUGCUAAAUGGAUACAUGCAAGUCUGGGCCCAAAAUUGAAAUUCAAUAAUUCCAUUUCCAUUGUCCAUUCGGUAUACUACUAUUGAUGUUUAAUUUACCCAGAGGUGAAUGCUUCACGAGUAGCUUUAGUUAAAUCAAUGGCCUGCUGUAGUCCUGCUCUGAUUGGCUGACUGACAGGUGGAAGGCUGUGAAAAAAGUAGUUGUGACAUCCAGCCAAAGAAGAAAACUGAUCAUGAUCCCAUAUGAAUGUGUCUUUUGAACAUCUAGAAUAACUUUAAUAAGAAGUAGGGGAAAGCAGCUUGUAGAAGUCAAAGUAAACCUAUUCAGUAUGUUCCACCCCUGGCAAUGACAGAAACAGCUGAACAGGACUGCAUAUUUACAAGUUUUAAUUCCAAAGAAAACAGGUUAUAUAAAAAAAAAAUUAUUAUUCCAUUAUUCUGCUCUUUUUUCUGUUUUUCCAAUAAAGUUGCACAGUGCAACCAUA